Messenger RNA from Acanthochromis polyacanthus (spiny chromis), 4485 nucleotides. It is a transcript of the gene vstm4b, whose product is annotated as V-set and transmembrane domain containing 4b. NCBI's taxonomy places the organism in Eukaryota, Metazoa, Chordata, Actinopteri, Pomacentridae. Bases 120 to 1091 code for a protein of 323 amino acids. The transcript has 8 exons. The record is from RefSeq and is a predicted model, not a curated record.
AUUACACUCCUCAGCUGGGGAGAAAAAAGAGAAGAAGAAGAAGAGGAGGAGGAAACCUGGGUUUUCUUUUCUUCAGAGGUAUUGAACUGGGAGUUUAUGGAGGCUGCAGUCGUUGGAAAAUGAAGAUCUCCUCUGUGGUCUUCGCUCUCCUGACCCGAGCUCUGUUUGGAGAUUUGUGUUCAGCCAUCAAUGUCACCAUCACUCCCUCCCCCUUCACGGUGGCCCAGGAGGGUCAAAACAUCACACUCACUUGUGUUGUGUCCCAGCGACGCCGCAACGCUGCGUUACCAGUGGUUAAAUGGACCUUUCUACCAGCAGGAACAGACCAACCGGAAGAUGAACUCCUCAUCGCCCGCGUCAACAUGAGGAAGGCCCGUUUCUAUGGCAACUACACAAAGAGCUUCCCGUGGCCCAAGAUGAAGCUGACAGUGGUGAAGCAGGGAAAGAUCUUUGAGCUGCUCAUUCUGAAUGUGUCCGAGGAUGACCGGGGGCUCUACAUGUGUCGAGUGCAGGAGUUUAAAAAGCACCAGGACCGCUGGAAGGCCUCAUCCAACUGCACAGCAGCCACUGAGCUCAGAGUGCAUGUCCUACCGGCCACCAAGGCCAAAGAAAGCCUGUGGAGCUUGUUUGAAGAUGUGUACCUGUGUGCGGUGUUGAUCUGCUCAGUGGGUCUGCUGUGUAUGUGCAUGUUCACCGUGACGGUAACCUGCCAGUACAUACAGAGGAAGCAGAGGCUAAAAGACAAUUACCACUUGGUCAAAAGCCCACAGAACAGCUCAGGAGAAACCGUCACCAGUGUGAUCAGUGUGUCUCCUGCUCUACCUAAGAAGGAGAGGAGGUACAGGAAGAAAAGGAGCAGAGACUACCAGGAGGAGAUACCACCAGAGAUACCAGCGAAAGCUCCCAUUGGAGACAAAACACGCAAACCCAAACUUUUAAAACCUCAACCGAGGAAAAUAGUGUUGCCGAAGAUAGUGGAGGAGAAUUUGACGUACGCGGAACUGGAUCUGGUGAAGCCAAUUCCGGAGGCCAAGGCAUCAUGUAGCGGCACAGUGUACGCCCAGAUACUGUUUGAGGAGCAGCAGCUAUGAGAGAAGCAUACACCACUAAUAACUGUGCCUUCUGUAAAAAUUAUUGCCUAUUUAUAGUCUGUAUUGUUUUGUAUUCAAAUGUUUUAUGAGGGGAAAAUGUGUAAUGUCUGAAAUUUAUGAUCCAAUUGUACAUACGAUUUUAUAUGAACUUUAGUAUAACUUUUCUAUUAUGAGACCAAGAUGCAGAAGGACAUGUUUUUUUAUACUGGAGUAUCACUAUUUUCUUUUGCACCCAUGUUUAAAUCCUGUGUAGCGUAAAGUAAGAACACAUUAGAAGACUUUCAUGCUGAUUUAGACCUGAUUUGUCCAUUGUGACAAUCGGAAGUGAAACUGGACGUUUAGACUUGCUGGCUGAGCCUCAUCGAUCCGAUCAGAUAUACAGCACUUGAUGUAGUAUUUGCAACCUGAUGUCAGCAGGGUAAAGUCCUGUGGUGUGCGGUUAAAACAGCCAGUGACAGUCAAAGUUUCUCCAGAAUAUUGUGGCUAUUUCUGAUUUUAAAGAAGUAAUUGGACCUUUUGGGAAAUAUACUAAAUCUAUUUCUUGUCAAGUGAUAGACAAGAGUGAUGCUGCUUCCUCGUGUCAGGCUAACUUUGCAAUUUCCACCUCUGUUGUCGAGACCAGCUAGACAGAAUGGAAUUUUCAGCGUCUGCCAUCAACAAUUUUGUAGCAACAAUUUUCUCCUCAGUCUGCAGCAGAGCACUGAGCACAGAAAUAUCAUCAGUUUCUGGAGAUACACUGUUGUUUUAGGAUGUUCCUGCUGUGUUUUCACCUCUACUUCCCAUUUGCCUCAGCUCCUUGCCUGUUAAGUGAAAUGACUUACAACUGUUCUCAAGCUGAUUCAUUGGGUAAAUACAUCAUUCUAUCUAGCUGUCGAGUUUCUGGAAACAAACUGUGUGGACGACUGAGCAGGGUGAUUAGGUCAGACGGCAAGUAUCCAUGGAUGGAGAUUCCUAUCCAGUUAACAAAAUGUCCAUUCCAGGUGGAUAAUUCCUGUGUUUACCUUCUGUCUCUCUAAGCAGAGACUGAAACCAGUGUUUAAAAUGAGUCAUGUAAAAGUUGUAUUUUUUUAAGAAAACUGUGUCGUCCACCUCAAAUCUCUACAACAGAAGAUAAGAGGUUAGCACAGAGAUACAAUAGCCACAAGAGUUGGGAAUAACAACAGGAUGAAAUAAACCACAAAUAUCCUUAACAUAUGAAGCUACCACCACAAGGUGACUAAUUAGCUUGCCAUAAAGAGCAAAGACAAAGAAAAACAGCUAGCCUGACUCCCGCUAGGUAGAAGGCUAACAUUACUAUUUAAAGAUAUGUGCAGUAACUCUUUGUUAAAGCCACAAAUACAGUGUUUUAACUUAAUCAUUGAGCUGUGUAGUUUUGUAACUUUAGCUGUUUCUGCUGCUUCCAAUCUUUGGGACUGUCCCAAGCUAAGCUAGCUUAUAUUUAAUGUGGCAACAUGAGCAAUUUGCCACCCAAGCUACUUCCCAAAAUUUUGAAUUGCUCCUUUAAACUCAUGAAUACACAGUAUCCUAGAUGCUGGCUUUUUAUUAAACUGUAGUACAUCAAGGCUCAAUGUAAGCAGCAAAAUGUAAUUUAGUGUAUCAUGCCUAGUUCCUGUGAUAGCCUGAUGUCUUUGAUAUUUCCUAGGCUGAUUUAACUUGCUUCCGCAAUGAAUUGUGGGAAACCCCAUCUAAAGAAAGCAGAUUUAUGAAGGAUAGACAAAGUAAAUUAGAGACAUCCGUUGUUAUGAAUGUGAGCCAAUGCAUUAUCAAAUGUGACUUAGUUCGAGUGUGUUCCCAGCAUUAUGUGCCUCACAGCAUCUGUGCUCAGUCUGUUUUUGUGUGUCAAGCUGCAGUUUGUAAUGACCACAGCUCCACAGAGUUGAUGUUAAAGCACCAAUUAGCCCCCCGACCUCCCCCCACAGGCAAGUAUGUGAGACCAUGCGAGGCCUUUCAUCUGGUGCCAACGUCAACUUAACAGGCUGUUAGCAACACACACUUACAUAUACAUACAUACAAGGGUGGCAUUACACGAAGGCCAAACACAGUCGCAGGCUCGCACACAAAGGCACAUAUUGUAAAUCCAAAAAGCUGCAAACAAUUGUGACACCUGAUCUACCAAUGGAGACAGACUGAGUCCGGUGUUUGGCCUGUUUCACAUUAACAUCAGUCACAGUUUACUUCAAAUCUUGAGGUGAUUUUGUUGUUGGAGAUAAGAACCAGAGGCCAUACUAGCUGUAACCCUGCAUACCUACGCUACGGUCUCCUUGCUUUCUCACUUACCAUGAAUCAGAGUGUGAAAGUACUUUGGACUCUUUUUCCAUUUAAUGAUCCUCUGGAUUCAAGCAUGGAAAAGCAAAGGAGAGCUUUUUUAAAACAGUGAACUUGAAACCCAGACGCAAAGGCACCGGAUCCUUCCCUUCCCCCAAGACUUCUACUAUCUGGAGUUAUCCACGCAGAUGGAGCCGGAAUUUAUUGCUGCAUGGUUGCUAAAUAUCUUCUGAAAUUCAUCUCGGAGUGCCUUUUUGCCUCAUUUGCAGGUGUCAAACAUUAGCCAAACCAGCUAUUAAUCUAACAUGUAGUUUGAGACAAUAAUUAAAUUCACUUGAGUACAGUGAUUUGACUAAAACACAUGUACGUACAAAAAGUGUGGGUGGCAUUUGCUUUGGAAUUAUGUAACCACUUUCUAAGAAACUGUGGCAACUAUGAUUAGCUAGUUAUGUGUUUCUGUCUUAUAUUUAUAUAAAAUAGGGUUAGUGUGAUGAAAGACGCAUCUCUAGUCAAAAAAGACAUGUUGGUAGAUAAUACAAUGAAAGCCAAUUUGUCUAAUUGUAAACAAUAUAACUUACAUGGCUACUAGAGGACAUCUUGUGUCAAUAAAUACAAAAUGAACAACACAGGACUAGGAUUUCUAGAUAGAACUGCAAAUGUGCAACAGAUUCCUUCAGCAAGCUGGUCAUUAUAGACUUGGACAUGUUCUGUUCCCCUAACUGUAUAUUACAUUACAACGUUAACCACUGUUGACCUCUGUAUUUUUUAGUAUUCCAAUUUUCCAUUGUUGCUCUCUAAUGUUCACUUCAGUUGCACAGCAUGUUUUAUAUGAAAUCAAGUGACUGAAAGUGACCUUUUGGUGGUGGGUAGAAGUGUCAUAAAAAUGCCCUGAGACUGUGAAAUGUAAAGUUUCUUCCAGACCACAUUGUCCUUAAUGGGAGCCCGCUAACUAGAACCAUGUGUGUGAAUUGUGCCUCUGUGCUCUCUUCCUCUCUCUUUGCCCUUCCUCUCUGCCCACCACUGACCUCUGCAUUCAUCAACAUUCCAGCAUUUCUGCUUGUGUUCAUUUUGUGCAUUUCAGCUGUACAGUGUAUAUCAAUUAGUGAAAUAAAUCUGAAGGUGGAUGUGA